AUGGCGUCUACGCCGUCGUCUUCGGUUUUCUCACUACCAAUCCCGCCAUGGCUCCAUCCGCCCGGCUCUCGCGUAUCUAGAUUUGACCGCCAAAAGAAACGCAAGAAUGUAGCUUGGAGUGAGGAUGAACUCGAUGCCCAAGAAACGACAGAUGUCAGCUCGGCUACGGAGUUUGAGCCCGGCGAGGCUUCCUUGGUAUUGACGCCGAAUGAAUCUCAUCAAUACCGAAUUGCCGGUUUCCCUUUCAAUCAGGAGUUACCGAAGGGCCAUUUCCCUCAUGCGCCAGACAAAGAAGAGCAAUUGAAAAGAGACAGUGCCUCUCGCCGCGUCAAAGCCUUGGCAGCAUUAUCCAGUCCGAUCUACCCUCCUCAGUCGGCCCAGCAAGGCAACAUUCGCUUCCAACACCUUGGAGUAUUGACAGCUAUUCUACAUCGAUGUAUGCUUCAAGGUGACUAUAUACGGGCCGGGAGAGCCUGGGGCCUGAUUCUGCGUGAAGAGUAUCGAGGGUUCCGAAUGGAUGUUCGCAACGAAGCAAGAUGGGGCAUCGGUGCUGAGAUAUUGCUGCGACGAGGUCAACAAGAAAUCUCAGCCGACCCUGGUACCAGCAAGGUGCCGAAUGCAGCAGAAACUACGCCGUUUACAUUCACCACCAAGGGCUUCGCGGAAGCCAAGGAUUACUACGAACGACUUAUCCUUAACCAUCCUUACACUAAAGUCUCACCACAGUCUAUCUCCUCUCUGCAUUUCUACCCUGCAAUGUUUGGACUGUGGGUGUAUAUGGCCCAGGAAGAAAGCAAGAUGGCUAGGAAGAAUGUUUCUCUUCACCAGGAAGAAGAUUCCGAUGGUUUUUCGGGGGACGAAGACUCCGAAUCUGAAUUUAGCCAUGGCCAGAACUCACACAAGAAGACCGACGCUGCGGUGAGCGCAAUUAGAGCACGGGAGUUGGAACAGGCGCAGCAGAUUGCUGCACGACUGGACCAGCUCCUAAACUCUCCCCCUUACUCCGACUCGCCUGAAUUGCUGGAGCUCCGAGGGAUGAUUUCUCUGUGGAUUGGUGAUCUAUUGAUCUCUGCGCUAUCCUUACCAAUAGGCUUUGAAGAAACCGAUGACCACGACCGGAUGCUCAUGGAUGAAUCUCCGGGCUCUCUUGAAGCGAGACGUCAGCACAGGCUUGCAACGGAGAGGAAAACAGUCGAACUGCAAAGGUCAAUCGAGCUCUUCGAGAAGGCCAAGAAACGAGGCCGGAGCGUGGCAUACAAUCUGGAGAACCUUCAUAUCGAUGAUGACACUUUUUAUUAA
Penicillium bovifimosum is the source of this 1299-nucleotide messenger RNA. RefSeq lists its product as uncharacterized. Lineage: Eukaryota; Fungi; Ascomycota; Eurotiomycetes; Eurotiales; Aspergillaceae. Gene Ontology annotation, cellular component: RNA polymerase I core factor complex. Gene Ontology annotation, biological process: nucleolar large rRNA transcription by RNA polymerase I; transcription initiation at RNA polymerase I promoter. Bases 1 to 1299 code for a protein of 432 amino acids. The transcript has a single exon. Gene Ontology annotation, molecular function: TBP-class protein binding; RNA polymerase I general transcription initiation factor activity; RNA polymerase I core promoter sequence-specific DNA binding. The record is from RefSeq and is a predicted model, not a curated record.